GGAAGAGAUGCUGAAACCAUAAUUAUGGCACACCCUCAAUCAAGAACUGGAGCGAUAUCCCAAUUUGAUGGCAUAAACAGACAGGGCGAAGCCCCAAGAACUCCAACCUCCCCAACAAUAGAACAACUUCUGCGAGGAUCGGAUGGUUCAAGGUGGUCAAUCCGUACUUCACAGACAUUCGGGAGGGAACAUGACAUGGAGGAAGACCAUACCCCAACACCUAGAAAAUCUGUUCUUGCCAAAGUGAAAGAGAAGGCCAAGAAAUGGCGAAGCACUCUCAGCAAGAAGAAGCAUAAUGAGGAUGGCAAUGCUACACCUUCAUGGGGUGUUAGCUUAGAGGAUGAGGAUGAUGAAGAUGAAGAUCCUGAAUAUUUUGGAGCCCCAAUGUAUGAAUCAGAGAUGGCACCUGAAGGUUACAAAGAGACAGCUAGACAACAUCCGAGAGCAAUUCCUGUCAUAUCUGAGAAGCAUGUUAUGACAAGUAGUGUUAACACUGCAAAAUCUGUUAGAACUACUCACAGUCCGAGGUCCGCAUCCAGAACAACGGCACCUAUAACUCCUAAAGCUGCAUCCAAAACAAUCUCCGAAACUGUGGCAGAGAAACUUGCACCAGCAUAUGCCACAGUAACUGAAGCUACAUAUGCCAUUGCUUCUAAGAUUCAAAGUCUUGCCAUUUCGGGCCCAGAACCACAAGCCUCAACUCCAGCUCCGACAGCACCAAAUUCGCCUGCAAAAAAAACUUCAUUGUCACCAAAAUCACCUGGCAAGUCCUCGUUAGCAACACAGCCACAUGAGAAACCCACAAUAGCACCAAUCCUUGCAGGGAAGUCAUGUGACCCACCAACACCAAGUCCUAGAGCAAGGGCAUUAACCCCACAGGCACCAGCCCCAGUUGCGACAAAGCAAGAAGUAACUCGAACAACAUUGGAAAAAGCUGAACCGGUAUCUGCUCCUGCAGCAGUAACGACUACUACAAAUCACGCUAGUGCGAGCGAGCAAAUCUGGGAUAAAGGAGUAUCAGUGAAGGAGUAUAUAAUGCAUAAAUUGGAGCCAGGUGAGGAUGAGAAGGCUCUUUCUCAAGUGAUAUCCCAGGCAAUUAGUCCCAGAAAAGGUCCUGGUGAUACUGGUGUGGUGGAGAAAGUUAGAGAGGCUGUAACAUUUUUGCUUAGGAUUAAUGAGACUUCUCAGGCUCAACAGCAACGUUUAGUUUUUCAUUCGGCUCAGAAUUCAUCAUCAAAUAUUCCCAUUUCAACCAAUGCUCAUGAAGCUGCUGAGGGAGAAACUCAUGGAAGAAUACUUCAAGCCAACUGAAAGAGGAACUCAAUGGGCUAAAUAAAUUCUGUGUAUUAUAAUAAAUAGUUUUCCAUCUUUUAUUAAUAUUUCUGUUUAGUUAUGUUCCAAUUGAUCCUUUACUCCAAUUCUUUUUUUAGUAUAUGAUAAUGUGCAAAUUUCCAAAUUGCUUUCAUGUAUUCCAUUCAAUUGCUAAUCCAAUUAAAAUUGAA
This is a messenger RNA of Ricinus communis (castor bean), 1502 nucleotides long. RefSeq names its product proteoglycan 4. Gene Ontology annotation, biological process: response to abscisic acid. The transcript has 4 exons. The record is from RefSeq and is a predicted model, not a curated record. Bases 25 to 1311 code for a protein of 428 amino acids. Lineage: Eukaryota; Viridiplantae; Streptophyta; Magnoliopsida; Malpighiales; Euphorbiaceae.